CACGACAAGGACGCGCACUGCGUCGCCGUCGCGCCGAAGGGGAAGCUCGUCGCGAGCUGCGCGGGCGACAAGACGGCCAAGCUCUGGGACCCGGAGACGCUCGAGCUCCGGGGCGCGCUCGCGGGCCACAAGCGCGGCGUCUGGCGCUGCGCCUUCUCCGCGACGGAGCGCUGGCUCGCGACGUGCUCGAGCGACAAGACGGUCAAGGUCUGGGCCGUCGCGUCGCUCCAGUGUUUGGCGACGCUCCAGGGCCACGAGGAUUCCGUGCUCGCGCUCGCGUUCCUCGGCGGCGACCAGCUCGUCUCCGGGUCCGCCGACGGCGUCCUGAAGGUCUGGAGC
Aureococcus anophagefferens is the source of this 339-nucleotide messenger RNA. RefSeq lists its product as hypothetical. Gene Ontology annotation, cellular component: 90S preribosome; nucleolus. The record is from RefSeq and is a predicted model, not a curated record. The annotation marks the transcript as partial. Gene Ontology annotation, molecular function: protein binding; U3 snoRNA binding. Gene Ontology annotation, biological process: endonucleolytic cleavage in 5'-ETS of tricistronic rRNA transcript (SSU-rRNA, 5.8S rRNA, LSU-rRNA); endonucleolytic cleavage to generate mature 5'-end of SSU-rRNA from (SSU-rRNA, 5.8S rRNA, LSU-rRNA). Lineage: Eukaryota; Pelagophyceae; Pelagomonadales; Pelagomonadaceae. The transcript has a single exon.